Molecule: messenger RNA, 2203 nt
Organism: Thrips palmi
Lineage: Eukaryota; Metazoa; Arthropoda; Insecta; Thysanoptera; Thripidae
Product: venom protease-like
Exons: 10
Coding region: 134-1381 (415 amino acids)
Biological process (GO): proteolysis
Molecular function (GO): serine-type endopeptidase activity
Source: RefSeq, a predicted model, not a curated record
GUCGGUUCGAACCGCCCGCCAAUCAAUGUAGAGCGCGGCGCGGCGCGCGCACCGCGUCCACGCUGUAGUCACUGGCGGUGGGUGUUGAUUGCAGCCCGCUGCCGCCGCUGCCGCGCCGCGCCACCGCUCAGCAAUGGCGCACCCCCGCGCAGUGCUCGGCGUCCUGCUGGCGUUGUGCGCCCUGUCGCACACCGCCACCGCGGUGGUCAGCAGGAAGCCCAACUCCGUGAACGCCACCCCGCGGCCCUUCGAGGACCUCCCGGAGGCGACGACCAAAGACCUGGAGCUCCCCUCGGACUGCAGCACCCCGGCCAACCUCCCCGGAAGCUGCAUGCGCAUCCAAAACUGCCACCCCCUCUACACGCUGAUGCAGCAGCGGCUCAACUCCGUGCAGGUGGACUUCCUGCGGCGCUCGCAGUGCGGGUUCGAAGGGCGCACGCCCAAGGUGUGCUGCCCACAGCGGGGCCGCGCGCCCUCGCAAGGCGGCCAGAUCCCGGACUGGUCCCGGGUGUCCGGCUUCACGCCCCUGCCGGUCGACGGCGUCUCCAAGGACAACUUCCCCACCGAGGUGCCCUCCAUCUCGGCGCGCAGCUGUGGCCGCCAGCACGCCAGCACCGGCCUGACCCGCGUCGUCGGCGGGCUGCCGGCGCGCAAUGGCGAGUGGCCGUGGAUCGUUGCGCUGGGCUACAAGACGCACCCCCGCAGCUCCCUCAAGGGCCGUCCCCAGUUCAAGUGCGGCGCCACCCUGGUGUCCGACCGCCACGUCAUCACGGCGGGGCACUGCGUGUACCAGAAGAGCACCCUCUACCUAGCGCGACUCGGGGAGCUGGACCUGGAGGACGACGAGGACGGCGCCAGCCCCGUGGACAUCGAGAUCGCCGCCAAGCACGUCCACCCGGACUACAGCCCCACCAGGUUCACCAACGACAUCGCCAUCCUCACACUCAAGGAACCGGCACCAGCCACCGACGGGAUUGAGCCCGCCUGCCUGCCCAUGAGGCCAGACCUUCGGAAGCGGUCCUUCGUCAGGGAGAACCCCUUCACGGCGGGCUGGGGAUCCACCUAUUUCAAUGGGCCCAGCAGCACGGCAUUAAUGCAAGUGCAGCUGCCCGUCGUCUCUGUCGACGAAUGUCGGAGUGCCUUCGCCAACAUCAAGACCGCCACCAUCGACAACAGGACCAUUUGCGCAGGGCUGGAGCGAGGUGGCAAGGACGCUUGUCAGGGCGAUUCUGGAGGGCCUUUGGUGUGGCCUUGGGAAGGAACUUACUACCUCAUCGGUGUGGUAUCAUACGGACUUCGCUGCGCCGAGGCAGGAUACCCCGGCGUAUAUACGAGAGUCACAGAGUUCCUUGACUGGAUCCAGACCACAAUGAAGCAGUGAUGUCACUUCAUCACCAACCACUGCAGGUUUUUCUUUAGAGGGGGGGGGGGUCGGGGGUCGGAAUACCAUCACAUUCGUUCAGGGGUUUUUUGUCAAGGGACAGCAUUUGCACUUAGAUCUCAUAAUAAUAGUGUAGAGGCUGUGGCUUCCUUUUUUUUUUCUUAUUGAAAGAUUUCACUGAAUUACUUCAGCUCAUUUGUGAGAGCCCACUGCUCAAUACUGUAACUAGUCACUUUUUGUUUGAGUUGGAAAAAUGGGAAAAGCCAAAUGAAUAAAAAAAUCACACUGUAUAAUCCUACUACAUUUUAUUCGCUUCUUCAGUUGGCAACAGUCUCAAAAUAUGAAGGCUGAUAAUUGACAAACUGAAAUUCAUUCCUGUAAACACAGCCAUAUUGAUGUUAACUCGGUUGAACAUGUGGCAUAAAUAGAGCUUCCCAACAAUCAAGGAGACUUACAACAUGGUUCUACUCUGGCAUUUGACAACUUGUGCAUUUCAAGAACAUACAGUUAAUAACAUUGUAGAAAUUACUGGGGUUGCAUUAGUUAAUAAAUAAGUUAUAUGACCCCCUUUUGAAUUAUCAACAAAGCGAAUUAGCCCCUGCCCAACACUCCUUUUCCCCUUCUCACAUAAAUGCACUUCAAUUAAUAAGAAAUUAUUGCACUUGAAUACAGUGAUCCCUGAAACGAGGCCCAUUGCAUCGGGGUUUUUUUCCAUAAGACAAGCUUGGUAUGAGCAAUAUUUAUGCCACCACUAAUAACUCACAUCAUACCUUAUUUCUUUGUCAAACAAACAGCCUCAAAAGCAAAAGCACAAAAAAAAAA